Panicum virgatum (switchgrass) is the source of this 606-nucleotide messenger RNA. RefSeq names its product zinc finger protein 4-like. NCBI's taxonomy places the organism in Eukaryota, Viridiplantae, Streptophyta, Magnoliopsida, Poales, Poaceae. Gene Ontology annotation, molecular function: DNA-binding transcription factor activity. The transcript has a single exon. The record is from RefSeq and is a predicted model, not a curated record. The coding region runs from base 1 to 606 and encodes 201 amino acids.
AUGGAGUGCUCGUCGUCACCUAGCGCUCCACCACGGCCGGCGGCGGCGAACCUGUCCCUGUCGUUGGCACCACCGGCGACCGGCAGCAGCAACGCCGCCGGCGGCAAGAACGUGCGCCUGUACCCCUGCCUAUUCUGCGACAGGACGUUCCUCAAGUCGCAGGCGCUCGGCGGCCACCAGAACGCGCACAAGGAGGAGCGAAGCGCCAGCUGGAACCCCGACGUCUACGGCGACGGCGACGGCGGCGACGACGCCGACGCGGGGCGCUUUUGGUUCGUCGGGAGCGCCGGCGGCGGCGUUGCCACCAUGUCCAUUCCCACGCUGUCCCACGGUGGCCACGAUGAGAAUGAUGGCACAGGCGAAGACACAAGCUUUCGGGCGCAAAUGCGACGGCGCCGCCGCGCCGUGCUUUUUGCGCCGGUGAGCAUCCGGCGAAAGAUGAGCACGGGGGAUGAGGGCACCCCCGCUGGCUGCGAUGGCACGGUCGACAUGCUCAACUGGCUCAGGGCAUCCGUGGCGCCUGCCAGCCCGGGCAGUGGUGCGGCCGCCGCCAUGGCAGCCUCAGCUGGCGCCGGCGAGGAUCUCGACCUUGAGCUUAGACUCUAG